GACAACCACAGCCAACAUGUUCAAAUUCUUCAUCAUUGCCGCCCUCGUUGCCUGCGCCGUGGCCAAGCCAGGCGUCGUCGCACCACUUGCUGCACCAGUCGCUGCACCACUAGCAGCCGCUGCGGUCGCCUAUGCAAAUGCACCACUCUACGCCGCUGGCGGCAGCAGCCAGGUGGAUAUUCGCAACAACUAUGACGGCACCCAGUCCUCCUACACCACCGCGCCCUUCGAGCUGACACCACCCUACUCCAGCCGCUAUGUCUCGGGCAUUCCAGCUGCCUAUGCUGCCGCACCACUGGCUGCUCCUCUAGCUGCCUCUCCCUAUGCUGCUCCACUGGCUGCUCCGCUGGCUGCUCCUCUGGCUGCCUCUCCCUAUGCUGCUCCACUGGCUGCUCCUCUGGCUGCCUCUCCCUAUGCUGCUCCACUGGCUGCUCCUUAUGCCUCGCCCUACGCCCUGGCUUCACCCUACGCCGCGCCCUACAGCUUUGCUGCCCCCGCUCCAGUUGUGGUUUAG
Messenger RNA from Drosophila hydei, 514 nucleotides. Its product is annotated as cyclin-dependent kinase inhibitor 1C. The record is from RefSeq and is a predicted model, not a curated record. NCBI's taxonomy places the organism in Eukaryota, Metazoa, Arthropoda, Insecta, Diptera, Drosophilidae. Bases 17 to 514 code for a protein of 165 amino acids. The transcript has 2 exons.